CGGGCCGGAGGCAAAAGUUUCUCGAGCACCAGGAUGAGGGUGGGCCUGGGCGGGACCCCUCGGGAGGAGGUGCUGAACGGAGCACGCCGACGAUCGGGGCCCCGGCGCAUCACAGCAGCAGUCCCGGUGCCCCAGCCGCGUCACUGCUCUGGACCCCGCCCGACUAUCCGCUGCCUCGCUUCUGGACAGUAAUCAUGACGAUGCUCCAUCCCAAGCUUUGCGGGUUACAAAACGGCCUUGCCAUUUGCUGGCUCUUGUGAUUCUCGCUCCCGCCCAACGAUGUGGACGCUGUCAUCACCUCCACUUUAUAGAUAGGAAAGCUGAGGCCCUGGGAAGCGAGGUGACUGUAUCUGUCUGAGGCCACGCGUGCCUCCAGUGACUACCUGUCUGCCACCUUACUCGCCUUCCAGCGGCUGAAGGUUCAGGUUCUCCAUCUAGACGGAUAGUUCUCCUUGGCUCCCCGCAGAGCGGUGAUAAUAUUCAGCUUAACAGCACAUAAGGAGACCACAGGACACCAGUCAGUGGUGAUGACAGACCCCGUGUUGGACUCACAGCCAACCAACAACACUGGGGAGAUGGAUGGACUAUGCCCGGAGCUAUUGCUGAUCCCCCCAUCUCUCUCUAACCGUGGAAUCCUGGAGCCCGUCCAGAGUCCCUGCCCUGCUGGGAACCCCACACCUUUGCCUGCUGACCCAGGCUGCCUACUGGUAGAGGCCACAGCAACUGAAGAGGACACAGGGAACAUGGAGAUCAUCGUGGAAGCAGUGGCUGGAAACCUGUCCCCAGGUGCUCCUGGAGAGACCCCAGGUGUCCUGGUAAAGGUGGUGGAGGUGUACUUCUGUGAGCGCUGUGAGCAGAGCUUUGCAGAGCCCACUCUGCUGGCCCUGCACCAGUGUGCUGAGCCCCUCAUACAACCUCUGCCGGGCCUCUCUGGCCCCCCAUGCUCCGUAGAGCUCACCCCCAGCAACCUCCCUCUCUCUGGCCCUGUGCAGGGGCAGGGCCUGCCAGAUAGCCCCCUGCCGUGCCCCGUGUGUAGACAGGAGUUUGCCCAGCCCCAGGCCCUGAAGAGCCACUUCAAGAGUCACCGGGGCCCUCCCGCCACCUUCCCCUGCCCGGAGUCCGGCUGUGCGUUCUCCGCGGAAGAUCGCAAGGCCCUGCAGCUCCACCUGAGGCAGGCCCAUGCCGCGGUCCCCGUGCCGUGCUCUUUCCGGGGCUGCCCCCUGCUCUUCGGGAGCCGGCAGGCCAUGGAGCUGCACCGACAGGCCCAUUACCCUUUCCACUGCAACCAUUGCAGCUUUAUGGGUUCCAACGUCAAACUCUUCCGGCAGCAUCAGCGGAGCCACGGGCCUGGGCCACAGGGAGAACUGUCUGCCCGGCAGGGUCCUCCGGCCCAGGAGCUGCUGCCAGCUCCCAAACUGUCCCCUAGAGGGGGAGAGCCAUCAGAACGAGCAGAGGCGCCCUUGCCCAGGGAGCAGUCAGCGGAUGAAGGGGAUGCGGAGGAAGAAGAGAGUGGCGCUCUGAAGGACACCCAGAAAGGCCUGGAGAAAGGCCAGGGAGCUCAGCAGUUAGAAGGGGUCGUGCCUCCUGGCACCGAGUCCCUCUUCAAGACCCACAUGUGUCCGGAGUGCAAGCGCUGCUUCAAGAAGCGAACGCACCUGGUGGAGCACCUGCACCUGCACUUCCCUGACCCCAGCCUGCAGUGCCCCAACUGCCAGAAGUUCUUCACCAGCAAGAGCAAGCUGAAGACGCACCUGCUGCGGGAGCUGGGCCAGAAGGCCCACCGCUGCCCGCUGUGCCACUACAGCGCCGUGGAGAGGAAUGCACUGAACCGCCACAUGGCCAGCAUGCACGAGGACAUUUCCAACUUCUACUCGGACACCUACGCCUGCCCCGUGUGCCGGGAGGAGUUCCGCCUCAGCCAGGCCCUGAAGGAGCACCUCAAGAGCCACACGGCGGCAGCCGCCACAGGGCCGCUGCCCCUGUGCUGCUUUCAGGAGGGCUGCGGCUACACGGCCCCCGACCGCAAGGCCUUCGUCAAACACCUGAAGGAGAGCCACGGCGCACGGGCUGUCGAGUGCCGCCAUCACUCGUGCCCCCUGCUCUUCGCCAGCGCCGAGGCCAUGGAGGCACAUCGCAAGAGCCACUAUGCCUUCCACUGCCCGCACUGCGACUUCGCCUGCUCCAACAAGCACGCGUUCCGCAAACACAAGAAGCAGGGCCACGCGGGCAGCGAGGAGCUGCGCUGCACCUUCUGCCCCUUCGCCACCUUCAACCCUGUGGCCUACCAGGACCACGUGGGCAAGAUGCAUGCCCAUGAGAAGAUCCACCAGUGCCCCGAGUGCGCCUUCGCCACCGCCCACAAGAGGGUGCUCAUUCGCCACAUGCUGCUGCACACCGGUGAGAAACCUCAUAAGUGUGAACUCUGUGAUUUCACAUGCCGGGACGUGAGCUACCUGUCCAAGCACAUGCUGACCCACUCCAACACCAAGGAUUACAUGUGCACUGAGUGUGGCUACGUCACCAAGUGGAAGCAUUACCUCAGUGUGCACAUGCGGAAACACGCGGGGGACCUCAGAUACCAGUGCAACCAGUGCUCUUACCGCUGCCACCGGGCCGAUCAGCUGAGCAGCCACAAGCUGCGCCACCAGGGCAAGUCCCUGAUGUGCGAGGUGUGUGCCUUUGCGUGCAAGCGGAAGUACGAGCUGCAGAAGCACAUGGCCUCCCAGCACCACCCGGGCCCGCCGGCCCCACUCUACCCCUGCCGCUACUGCAGCUACCAGAGCCGGCACAAGCAGGCGCUGCUGAGCCACGAGAAUUGCAAGCACACCCGUCUGCGCGAGUUCCGCUGUCCACUCUGUGACUACCGUACCUUCAGCAACACCACCCUCUUCUUCCACAAGCGCAAGGUCCAUGGCUACGUGCCCGGCGACCAGGUAUGGCAGCUCCGCUAUGCUGGCCAGGAGCCCGAGGGGGCUGGGCUGGGCCCAAUGCCCCCACUGGACUCCGAGCCCCCCAGCCAGCCGCCCGCCUCACCUGAGGGGCCAGACCGGGACCCUGCGCUGGCAGUGGAGCCCCACUCAGACCCGGCCCCGCCAGAGACCAGCGAGGAGGAGAGCACCGGCAGACAGGAUGGCAGUGGGGUUCCACAGGGGGACGACCUGGCUGGCAGCCCCAGUCUGGCGGAGGUUGAUGAGGGAGGGUGCACGCUGCACCUAGAGGCCUUGGGCGUAGAGCUGGAGCCCGUGGCUGAGCCACCCCUGGAGGAGAUCACCGAAACUACCCCGGUGGCCUUUAGGCCCCUGGAUCCCGCAGGGCCCCUGAGACUCGCAGGGUCAGAUGGAACUUUGACUGAGCUAUCUGCCUUUGAAGCUGCCGGGACUUCAGAUUUGGGUGCUGAAGAAGAGCCUGUUCCGGAAAAGCCAGUCCCAGAGGCCCCCCAAAACCUCCCUUCUUCAGAAGAGCCCCCUGACAGCUGGGCGGGAGCCUUGAAGGCCACUCUGCCCGCUGAGAGCACUCCGCUCCCCCAGUUCCCCGAGUCGGAGUCCCUGCUCAAGGCCCUGCGGAGGCAGGACAAAGAGCAGGCUGAGGCUCUGGUCCUGGAGGGGCGGGUUCAGAUGGUAGUCAUCCAGGGAGAGGGGCGCGCCUUCCGCUGCCCACACUGCCCGUUCAUUACCCGCCGGGAGAAGGCUCUGAGCGUGCACUGCAGGACCGGGUGCCAGGGCCGCCGAGGGCCCCUGCUGUGCCCCGAGUGUGGAGCCAGCUUCAAGCAACAGCGUGGCCUCAGCACCCACCUGCUGAAGAAGUGUCCCGCUCUGCUCAGGAAGAACAAGUCUUUGCCUGGACCGGGCUCCCCACUGCCCCCAGGUACCCAGGUCUCGGAGGACACAGAAGGUGGGAAGUCCCCCCCUGCCCCGCUAGAAGGAGAGCCAGCGCUCCCCAAAGAGGCUGCUGCUACACUUCCCGGGGAGCCAGAAGAAGUAGAGGAGCCCCCUGGCCCGCGCUCCAUGUCCGGGGAAGCCUUACCCGCAGAGACCCCUGAGAAGUUCCACUUCGAGCAGGGCAAGUUUCACUGCCACUCAUGCCCCUUCCUGUGCUCCCGGCUCUCCUCCAUCACCUCUCAUGUGGCUGAAGGCUGCCGGGGGGGCCGCAGCGGGGGAGGAAAGCGAGGGGCCUCUCUUCUGAGCCGUGGGGACUCCAUCUCCCCCAGCAGUGGGAGUGCAGAGGGCAGCCCCAGGACUGGGGACCCGGCACUGGCUCCAAAGCAGAAGGGGGCCCGCUUCUCCUGCCCGACGUGCCCCUUCAGCUGCCGCCAGGAGCGGGCCCUGAAGACGCACCAGAGCCGGGGCUGCCCCCUCGGAGAGUCUAGAGAGCUGCACUGCAGCCUCUGUUCCUUUACUGCCGCCGCUGCUGCCGCACUCAGGCUCCACCAGAAGAGGAGGCACCCCACCACCGCCCCCCCGGCCCGCGGGCCCCGGCCCCCACUCCAGUGCGGGGACUGUGGCUUCACCUGCAAGCAGAGUCGCUGCCUACAGCAGCACCGGCGGCUCAAGCACGAGGGAGUGAAGCCCCACCAGUGCCCCUUCUGUGACUUCUCCACCACUAGGCGGUACCGGCUGGAGGCCCACCAGUCCCGCCACACGGGGGUUGGCCGCAUCCCCUGCAGCUCCUGCCCGCAGACAUUCGGUACCAACUCGAAACUGCGCCUGCACCGGCUGCGGGUCCACGAUAAGACGCCCACCCACUUCUGCCCGCUGUGCGACUAUAGCGGCUAUCUGCGACAUGACAUCACGCGCCACGUCAAUAGCUGCCACCAGGGCACCCCCGCCUUUGCCUGCCCCCAGUGCGAGGCGCAGUUCAGCUCAGAGACAGCGCUCAAGCAGCAUGCACUGCGCCGGCACCCUGAGCCGCCCCCCACCACGCCAGGCUCCCCCGCCACCGAGGGCCCUCUGCGCUGCUCCCGCUGUGGGUUGCUAUGUGCCAGCCCGGCCAGCCUGCGGGGCCACACCCGCAAGCAGCACCCGCGACUGGAGUGUGGGGCCUGCCAGGAGGCCUUCCCCAGCCGGCCGGCCCUGGACGAGCACCGGCGGCAGCAGCACUUCAGCCACCGCUGCCAGCUCUGUGACUUCGCAGCCCGGGAGCGCGCGGGCCUGGUUAGGCACUACCUGGAGCAGCACGAGGAGGAAGAGGAGGAGGAGGCGGUGGUGGCAGGUGCAGAGACCCCGGAGGGCGGCGCAGGGGCCGGCCAGCGCCCCCUGCGCUGCCCCUUCUGUGACUUCGCGUGCCGCCACCAGCUGGUGCUGGACCACCACGUGAAGGGGCACGGCGGCACCCGGCUGUAUAAGUGCACCGACUGUGCUUACAGCACUAAGAACCGCCAGAAGAUCACCUGGCACAGCCGCAUCCACACGGGAGAGAAGCCCUACCGCUGCCACCUCUGUCCCUAUGCCUGUGCCGACCCCUCCCGCCUCAAGUACCACAUGCGGAUCCAUAGGGAGGAACGGAAGUAUCUGUGCCCUGACUGUGGCUACAAGUGCAAGUGGGUCAACCAGCUCAAGUACCACAUGACCAAGCACACAGGCUUGAAGCCAUACCAGUGCCCCGAGUGCGAGUAUUGCACCAACCGGGCCGACGCGCUGCGCGUGCACCAGGAGACUCGGCACCGGGAGGCACGGGCCUUCAUGUGUGAGCAGUGCGGCAAGGCCUUCAAGACUCGCUUCCUGCUGCGCACCCACCUCCGCAAGCACAGUGAAGCCAAGCCCUACGUGUGCAACGUGUGCCACCGUGCUUUCCGCUGGGCCGCCGGCCUGCGCCAUCAUGCCCUCACCCACACCGACCGGCACCCCUUCUUCUGCCGCCUCUGCAGCUACAAGGCCAAGCAGAAGUUCCAGGUGGUGAAGCAUGUGCGCCGGCACCACCCAGACCAGGCCGACCCGAACCAAGGAGUGGGGAAAGACCCCACCACCCCCACGGUGCACCUGCAUGAUGUGCAGCUGGAGGACCCCAGCCCUCCUGCUCCUGCUGCUCCCCCAACAGGACCCGAGGGCUGAGUGCCUGCCCCCUCCCCCACCAUCACAGAGGGGGUGGUCCCACAUGUGCAGACCUGCAGACCGGAAGCAGAGCCCGCCUGCGGCUCCAGGGCCUAAGGGAGGGCUGGCUUCGAGGUUUCAGGGGCUCAGGCUGUAGUACUGGGACGCUGAUGGCCGUAUAAAGGAGUGACAUGGACCACAGAUUGAUUUCCGGUUGAGACACCCUAUGUUUCUAACCUGUGAGUUCCCGCUUCCUUCAUCGCUCCCCUAGAGCCCCCGGCUCUAAGACCUUGGUUUCGCCCAUUAUGUCUUCCCCUUCCUCCUUGCUCUGUCCAGUCCUGUGUUUUUCCAGCACCCUCCAGACAGUUGUAUCUGACCGCAUGUGCUGUUGCGCCUCCUGCUCUCUGAAGCAUGUUAAACAGUGGUGACGAGCUUACCGAUGCAUCCAUGUCCCUCACUGAGCACAGCUGGGCUGUCCUCUCGCUCUGGCCGGUUCCCUAUCACACCUCUGCCUCUCCUUUGUCUCCUUCCAUCUUCACCGAGGGAUUCCGAAAUGUUCUGGGUCUGCCUUCUCUCUGCCCUUGAGCCUGUCUUCUCGGCCCUUGCCCUGCUCCUUAUUUCUGAGCUCCGAGGUCUACUUGUAGGCCGCGCAGUCAGCCUCCCCCUGGAAGUAGCUUUAAUUCUGCCUCCAUCCUCUGCCUCCAUCCUCAGCCUGGCCCAGCAGCUGCACAGGAGUUAAAUCACAAGUCAGUGGGAAAGGCUCAGGACUUGAGGGAAGGGGGCCAGUGAGACUCUGUAAUCCAGAAUUCCGUGAGUUCCUCACAGUGACCGUAUGCUCAAUCAUUGAAACUGUGACACACUGGGGAAAUGACAAAAGGUACUUUUAAUAAUUGUAGUGGGGCGGUAGGCAUAGCCUGGGACUGUUCCAGGCAAACUCUUGGGAGGGUGUGGAUCAUGUAACCCUUUGUCUCCUCCUUUCGUCCUUGGAGGCCAUACUUCUUCUGUAUCCUUCUAUGUAGCACAUGCCGCGGGGGCGGGGGGGGUGGACACUUAUUUUUCCACUCCUUCCCUGCCCCAACUGUCUCCCCAAGUGUCCCCCAAGCUUCAUGCCUCCUCUUCUUGCCCAGCAACAGACCAUACUCAAGCCAAACUGGGUAGAAAAGCUCUAUUAUUACAGGUGGGGAGAGGGGAGAGCAGUCCAGUGGGGACUCGGGGCUGUGCAGUGUUCUCUCACGAGUCGUGGUAUGGUCUUGGGGGUCUGCCAUCCUCCCCCAGCCUUUGCCUGGGGAGCCUUGAGGCUCGAUUUCUCUUUCCCUUGGCUCUGGGCUUCGAGGCAGUUCGGGUGGAGGGGGUAAUGCCUCUUUGUGUCCCUCUGGUCCAGGCCCCACUCGGGCUGUCCAGCUGCAGCCAGCCUUUGGGCCAGGGCCGACGAGAGAGAUUAGUCCUAGAUCUGGGCAGGGGAUUGAACCUAUGGCAAGAGGAAAGAAGGAAGUCCAGUAGAGAGUAUAUGAAGGAAGGGGACAGAAAGGAUACCACAGACGUGGAGAAACGAAGAAAGGGAAGAGAGUGAAAAAUCAGGCCCUAGGUGUACUUGUUAGGAAGAGUGAGGUAAUUUUUGUGCUUAGGAAUGCACAGUCCAAAACGAUGGUUUUCACCACCUCUCUUUGCUUUCGGGAGAGUCCUUCCAGGUUUUUCUUACUACCUCAAGCCAGUGCACCCACCCUUCCCAAGAAGGGCCCACCUUAGGAUUCAUCCCCCUCCGGCCCUUCCCGGAUGCUGAUAUGCACGAAGAUGGAAGCCGGGUGGAGGCUGAUGCCAUCCUUGGAGAGCAGGUGUACAUGG
Messenger RNA from Neogale vison (American mink), 7868 nucleotides. RefSeq names its product zinc finger protein 142 (gene ZNF142). Gene Ontology annotation, biological process: regulation of gene expression. NCBI's taxonomy places the organism in Eukaryota, Metazoa, Chordata, Mammalia, Carnivora, Mustelidae. The coding region runs from base 528 to 6047 and encodes 1839 amino acids. Gene Ontology annotation, cellular component: nucleus. The transcript has 10 exons. The record is from RefSeq and is a predicted model, not a curated record. Gene Ontology annotation, molecular function: zinc ion binding.